Messenger RNA from Tachysurus vachellii, 3978 nucleotides. RefSeq names its product transmembrane channel-like 6b (gene tmc6b). The coding region runs from base 238 to 2637 and encodes 799 amino acids. Gene Ontology annotation, molecular function: mechanosensitive monoatomic ion channel activity. Lineage: Eukaryota; Metazoa; Chordata; Actinopteri; Siluriformes; Bagridae. The transcript has 21 exons. Gene Ontology annotation, cellular component: plasma membrane. The record is from RefSeq and is a predicted model, not a curated record.
CAUGACUUAAAGUGUGAGAUGUCUAAGUGUUACAAAUCUUUUGGACUUCCAAAUAAAGUCAGUGCUUGUAUGCUCAUACUGGAACUGCUUCUACUAAUGGGACUGCAAGGAGCUUAUUAAUGGAACUAGCUGAUUCGGGAGAAUGACCAGAGUUGGGAGCAAGUCUAAGGUAUUUACUUUGUGCGUCGAUGGACUUUGAGUGACAGUUUAAGGCAGGACCUGCAGACUACAGUGGAGAUGGCGGCUCAUAGUGUGAGCUUCGACAUAGACGUCGACUUAACAGAGGCAGGAUUAGAAAGCCCUGCAGAUGAGGACUUGGUUCAUGACUCCUUCACUCGGCUUAUUGAGGAACAGAGUCAAGAUCUAAAUAACCAUGAAGAGGCAAUAGAGCUGUACCCUCUAAAGGAAGAGACUGAAGAUGAUUUUUCAUCCUUACCUGCUGAUGAGGACCAUGACAGGACAGCUGAUCCGUCAGUGGACGAACGCUGGUCUUCAGCUACCCUCAGAGUUCUGUCCUCCAUGCCCAGCCGCACCAUUGGACGCAACAGAGGAGCGAUCAUCUCUCAAUAUUAUACCCGCACCAUGCAAUUGUGCAGACACAGACAGAGCCGACCCUCCAUCCGAUCUUUCUCUCACUCUGCCCGACCCAGCAUCUGCGGCUACCGUGUUGAAAGCAAUGCUGAGAUCUUCGACUUGGAAGAGACUAAGAGGGGGCGGCUGGUGAAUAACUUGCAGAACCUGUCUGUGGGUGAUCGAGUGCGCAUGCUGAAAGCCAUUCCGUUAAACUUGGCAGAGAAGAGAGAACUCCGACGUUUGACUAUGAAUAGUUUUCUCAACCUCGACAACGCUCCCUGCUGCAAUCACCUCAAAGAUCAGAUUUUCAUUGCUCUGAGACAGAGCUGGUACAGCUGGCUGUCCUUUCUCUCCUCACUGCAGUUGUGGCAGAUGGCUCUGAAGACAGUGAGUGGACGCUUUGGGACAGGGGUCCUCUCCUACUUCGUCUUCCUCAGGAAGUUGUUCUUCUUUAACAUAUUCCUCUUCCUGGUAACUGGGCUCUUCCUGGUGGUCCCCCAAGCUGUGUGGGCUCCGUCACCCUCAACCCCGAGGUCCAACAAUUUCGGCCUCGAGGUGCUCACUGGGACGGGUUAUUUUAAGGACUCCUUGAUGUACUACGGCUACUAUAGUAACUACACUUUUCUAAAGAACUGCAGUUCUGCAGAAAAAGAGAGUUCCUGUGGCACCCAUAUAUCCUACAACAUGCCUUUUGCCUAUUUCCUCACAAUCGGAGUGGCAUUCUUUAUCACCUGCAUCAUCCUCGUGUACAGCAUGUCCAAGUCUUUUGGACAGAGUUUCCGGAUCGACCGUUCCAAAGGUCUGCUUGCAAUAAAAGUCUUCUGUUCUUGGGAUUUUAAAGUCAGUAAGAUAUCCUCUGUUAGACUGCAAUCUGAAAACAUCGCCACUCAGCUUAAAGAGUUGUUGGCAGAGGUGAACCGCAAGAAAGUGAAGUCUUCUUUCUGGACACGCAUCACAGUUCUGUCCAUCCAGUUGCUGGCCUGGAUAAUAUGCAUUGGGAUCACUGUAGUGUGUUCCAUAGGCGUGUUCUUCUUCUCAGAUUAUGUGCACCAGCAAUACACAAACACUACCAGUAUUGAAAGGAAUGAAAUUAGCAUGCUCGCUCUCCCUGUGGUGGUGUCCUCCAUUAAUUUGCUCCUGCCCGGCUUCUUCAAUGUUGUGGCCUGGAUGGAAGAAUAUGAGUCGCCGAGCACAAGCAACUACGUUGCCAUUUUCAGGAAUUUAAUGCUGAAAGUGAGCAUGCUUGUAGUCUUGUGUCAUCAUUGGCUAGGACGGGUUGCAUCUGAUCAAAAUAAAUCACAGUGCUGGGAGAGUUUUGUGGGGCAAGAACUUUAUAGAUUCCUGCUAAUGGACUUCAUCUUCACAUUGCUCGAUACCUUCUUUGGGGAAUUUCUCUGGAGAUUGUUUUCACAGAAGGUUCUGAAGAGGGAAAGAAAGCCGGUAUUUGAUAUUGCACGGAAUGUUCUGGAGCUUAUAUAUGGACAAACGUUAGCUUGGUUGGGAGUGUUGUUUACGCCCCUCCUGCCUGCAGUGCAAGUUAUCAAACUGUUCCUGCUUUUUUAUAUGAAAAAGACAAGUCUAAUGAUGAAUUGCCAGGCUCCCAGAAAGCCAUGGAGGGCGAGUCAGAUGACAACGUUCUUCAUCACCCUUCUCUGCUUCCCCUCCUUCCUAGGCGCGUCAGUCUGUGUCACCUAUACCAUGUGGACGAUAAAGCCGUCCAACAACUGUGGGCCAUUCCGGGGCCUCACGACCAUGUUUCAGGCAGGAAAAAUUUGGGUAGAGGAACUGGCCCGUCGUAAUCCUCAUCUGAAAUGGCUCGAAUGGAUUCAUACCUAUGUGGUGGAGAAUCCGUUCUUCCUGUUUCUCGCUGCUGGAAUCUUCCUCAUAAUAAUCUACUUCCAUAGCCAAGUGGUCGAUGGACAGAGGAAGAUUAUUGAGCUGCUACAGGAACAGAUUGAAAAUGAGGGAGAAGACAAGAAGUUUCUCAUCACUAGAUUACAAGACAUCCAUGAGAAGAAACGGCCGCAGUCCAAACGUCGCAGCAGGACAACCAGAGAGGAGUAAAGUUUCACAUGACUUCCCCCAAGUCCACUGCUUCUCAGUGUAAAAAAUGUGAUGUUGCAACUGGAGCCCUCUGCUGUCCUGGGGCUGUGGUACAGGCUAAUGGAAGUAACACUGCUAGUUCUCCACUGCCAUUACUGCAGCUUGGGAUCAGGGGUCACACUAAUGAUGGACUUAAGCUUUUAUCUGACUGCAAAGAUGCAUUUUUAUUGCUCCUCAAAGGAAUUUUUUAAUAUAUGUAUAUAUAAAUAUAUGUUUAUACUUUCAAGCUGUGUAAUCCUGCAGAAAAUUGCACAUUAUCUACAAAUUGUUUCUAGUACAUUUUCUAGUAAAACUACUGCAAAAAAAGAGAGCCAAGGUUGAAAAAUGUUGUCGUUGUUGCAGAAAACAAAAUGCAACAUGGAGAAAGCAUUUAAUAUUAUAACCAAGUCUGUAAAAAAAUAUUUAUGUAAUGGUGAUCUUUAUUCUAAAAGGUGAAUUUCAUAUGUAUAUAAAAAUAGAGGUUAUUACAAAAUCUCAUUAUAAAGUACAAGUUUGCUCACACGCACCUCCACACACAGGGAAAGAACCACUGAACAAAGGGCUAUUUCUGUUUUUCAUUCUUUUUUUUCUUUUUUACAGUAUUUUUUUGUAUUACUUAAUUUUAAAUAAAAUAAAAAAAUAUAAAGUCUAAAUUUAAGGUAAAUCUGUGACACACAGCUCAAGAUCAGAAGUUACCAGCGUGACCAAAAAUAUUUUGACUGCAUUUUAACUUCAAUUAGAUAUUUUAAAAAUGCUCAAACCAGCUCGCCUGGCACCAACAUCUAUGCCAUGGUGAGUCACAGAGAUCACAAUUUUCCCUUAAUUUGAUGUUUGAAGCAAAUAUUAAAGCUCAUGAAGCUCUUUACCUGUAACUGAUGAUUUUAUACAUUGUUCUGCUGCUACAAUGAUUGGCUUAUUGGAUAACUGCAAAACUUAGUAUUAAAGUGGACAGUGAGUGUAUAUUGUCAGUUUGAAAUAGUUGUUCCAUCAGCAGUUCUCUCUUGAAGUUAGUCAGACAAAAACAACACAACUUGUAUUACUGAGAGCAUCCUGAAGACUUUCCUGUGGUGGAAAACUUACUGAACCUUGUAAAGCACUGAUGCUGGAGACUCUUUCUAUUAUUGUUAAACAAGCAUCUACUUUAAAAACUUUACCGUAUCAGUUAUGUCAUGCUUUAUUAAUCUGUUUAUUAUUAGACUUGGAUUAUGUGGACCGUCCUCCAAUAUCGGCGAAUGAUAAUGUAUAUUAAUGCGCACAAUGAUAUAAACCCCAUCAUUUAAAUUAAAUCUGGAAGUAGUCAGAACUGCGGUUAUAGAAAAUUGA